This is a messenger RNA of Pungitius pungitius (ninespine stickleback), 8922 nucleotides long. RefSeq names its product collagen, type XI, alpha 2 (gene col11a2). The record is from RefSeq and is a predicted model, not a curated record. Gene Ontology annotation, cellular component: collagen trimer. Gene Ontology annotation, biological process: cartilage development; collagen fibril organization; sensory perception of sound. NCBI's taxonomy places the organism in Eukaryota, Metazoa, Chordata, Actinopteri, Perciformes, Gasterosteidae. Bases 304 to 6603 code for a protein of 2099 amino acids. The transcript has 65 exons. Gene Ontology annotation, molecular function: extracellular matrix structural constituent conferring tensile strength.
AGAGCGUGAUUCCAGGUCUCUCUCUGUUGCUCUCUCCACUUUGGGUACCCAUUCUGACUCAAUGGGGCUUCAGCACUAAGGGGUUAAACGUUCAAAUAAAAUAUAUUUAUUCAGCCCUAAAUCCCCUUUUGGUGUCUAGGUUUGAUGCAUUAAGGCAGACGGACACGUAACCAUCAAGAAAGGUCUCCAGGAGAGAGGCAGAGACGUCUCCAGAGGCGUGCCUGGCUGCUCUGCUUCAGUCGGAUAACUUCCACCGUACUCCACAUUUACAGCUCCUCCAGGCCGGCCAACUGCUGCGACACUAUGGAUACUGGAGAUUGUCCCUACCGGAAGAAAAGGAGACCAUGGCGCAUGGACUUCUCACCCUUCGCCUUGGGGACCCUGGUGCUCAUCUUGUGCCAAACCACCGUGGUCCGGGCAGACCCGGUGGACGUGUUGCGGGCUCUGCAGGUCCCCUCCCUCCCCGAGGGCGUGAAGAAGGUCCCCGGCUUCUGCACCUCCCGCCGCUCCGGCAGCCCCGACCACGCCUACCGCAUCACCAAGAAGGCCCAGAUCUCCGCCCCCACCAAGCAGCUCUUCUCAGGUCGAUUCCCGGAGAACUUCUCCAUCAUGGCUCUGGUUAAGGCCCAGGCUGGCCUCCAGGCCUUCCUCCUCUCCAUCUACAGUGAGCAGGGCAUCCAGCAGCUGGGCGUUGAGAUGGGGCGCUCCCCUGUUUUCCUGUAUGAGGACCAGAACGGGAAGCCGGCCCCCGAGGACUACCCACUGUUCAGAGGCGUCAACCUGGCUGAUGGCAAGUGGCAUCGCAUCGCGUUCUCUGUCUCAAAGAAAAAUGUGACUCUGCUGGUGGACUGCAAGAAGAAGAUGAGCCAAGCGCUGCCCCGCGGCAACCACGCAGAGGUCGACACCAACGGCAUCACCGUGUUCGGGGCCCGUCUGCUGGACGAGGAGGUUUUCCAGGGAGACAUCCAGCAACUGCUGAUCGCCUCCAACGCGCAGGCUGCCUAUGACUUCUGUGAACACUACAGCCCCGACUGUGACUCCGCACUGCCCAGGAUGCAGGCCCAGGACCCCCACACAUACAAGAAGGCCUCCACCAAAUCCCCCCCUGUCAAACCAAAACCCACCCCAGCUAAGCCGGCAAAGACUGGACCAAAAAGCCCUGUAGUUAAGACUCCUUUUCCCACCAAAGCUCCCAAGUCCUCCCCAGCGAAGUCAGCUAGAGCAAAGCCAACUGCCGUAGAGAUCCUCUUGUCUAAGAUCAAACCAACAGCAGCAGCUAAAUCUAAGCCCGUAGCCCCCCCAGCUAAGAACGGUAAUGGUAAACCAGCUGCAGAGAAGAAGGCAAAUGGCAAUGGAAAAGCAGCAGUUACAAAAACCAAUGGCAACGGCAAAGCUACAGCUGAGGCUAGGCCCACAGCUCAGGCCAAGGUGAAUGGAAAUGGAAAGGUUUCAGCUGAGAAGAAAGUCAACGCUAACGGAAAAGUCACUGUUGUGUCUAAGACUGGCGCAAACGGCAAAGCUUCAGCAGAGAAAAAGGCUAAUGGGAAUGGCAAAACUACCAUUGAGGCCAAAGAGGUUAAAGUCAAAGUUAACGGCAAAGCUAAUGGCAAAGUAGACAAGAAAGCCGCAAAUAAGGCAAAAAUUGAAACCACUACAACAGCAAAGGCUGAGAGCGUUGUCAAAGUAGAAAAGACUGUGGUCAGUGCAGCUAAAGUAGCUGCCAAAGUAGACGCAUCAAAGGGACCUAAACCCACAAAAGCAUCAAAAGCUGAACCACCAAAAACAGCAAAUCCUGUGGCCACCAAAGUUAAAACUGUGGUCACUAAAGUCUAUCCGGUCAAAUCAACAGUGGGCAAAGUUGUGAAAAAUGUGGUUGAAAAGGUUCCCAUCCCGAAGAAGGAAGCUCCAAAACCCGCCCCUGUCCGGCCCACUCCACCCAGACCCACCAAGUCCAAGUCACCCGUGGACUUUAAUGUCAAAUCCCUGCACAAACCAUUCCCGCCCUUUGGAACGUCCGUGGUGAGUGGAUCCGCUGCCACAGAGAGGAAAGCUACCAACAGUUACCAACAGGAUGUAGAUACUGAAUAUUCCGAGGCUGGCCACACCCCUACAGAGACUGAUUAUUUCUAUGAGGAGACGGUGCCAGAGGGUGAGGUGAUUGGACAAGAAGAGAUCCCCGUACAGCCCCAGGUGGAGACAGUGUUGGUGGGCGAGGAGGUAGAUGCCACCAAGGCAGGCGGUGCGGGCGAGGAGGCCUUCACUGAGGAGUAUGUGACUGGGGACGUGGGCCUUAAGGAAUACGACUAUUCCUACAGGGACUACAAUGAGCCAAUACCAGAGAGCCGAGGGGGCGAUGCCAACAUGGGCCCCGCCCUGUCCGCUGUGACAGACGAGGGAGGCGCCGCGGUCAGAGGUCAGAAAGGAGAGAAAGGAGACCCUGCUGUUUUGGAGCCUGGUAUGCUGAUCGAUGGACCUCCAGGCCCUGAGGGACCUGCUGGUCCCACUGGCCCCUCUGGCUCCUCCGGACCCCCUGGCUCUGCCGGUGACCCUGGCGAGAGGGGUGUUCCUGGUAGGGCCGGUCUGCCUGGAGCGGAUGGAAUCCCUGGACCUCCUGGGACCUCGGUCAUGCUGCCCUUCCGUUUCGGUCAGAGUGGAGGAGAUAAGGGGCCUUCUGUUUCUGCACAGGAAGCUCAGGCAGCAGCCAUCUUGUCUCAGGCGAGGAUGGCUCUGAAAGGACCUCCUGGGCCGAUGGGAUUCACUGGGCGCCCCGGACCCCUGGGAAAUCCAGGUGGUAAUGGUCUGAAGGGAGAGAGUGGUGACCCCGGUCCUCAGGGUUCCAGGGGACCGCAGGGCAUGAUGGGUCCUCCAGGCAAAUCAGGAAGAAGAGGCCGGGCUGGUGCUGAUGGUGCCAGGGGAAUGCCAGGAGAGUCUGGGACUAAGGGUGACCGUGGGUUUGAUGGACUUCCUGGUUUGCCCGGUGACAAAGGACACAGGGGUGACUUUGGACCAUUAGGACCCCCAGGAGCUCAAGGGGAGGACGGAGAAAGGGGAGACGAUGGAGAAGUUGGACCAAGGGGUCUCCAAGGUGAACCAGGACCUCGUGGUUUGCUCGGACCUAAAGGUCCUCCAGGAAUCUCUGGACCUCCUGGUGUACGAGGCAAUGACGGGCCCCACGGUCCCAAAGGAAACUUGGGUCCCCAAGGAGAGCCGGGACCUCCGGGUCAGCAGGGAACUCCUGGAACUCAGGGUAUGGCAGGACCUCAAGGAGCACUUGGACCCCCGGGAGAGAAAGGUCCCACGGGGAAACCAGGUCUGCCAGGAAUGCCCGGCGCCGACGGCCCUCCUGGUCACCCAGGAAAGGAGGGGCCUUCUGGCACCAAAGGAAACCAGGGUCCCAAUGGUCCCCAGGGUGCCAUCGGUUAUCCCGGCCCUCGUGGCAUCAAGGGAGGUCAAGGAAUCCGUGGACUGAAGGGCCACAAGGGAGAGAAGGGAGAAGAUGGCUUCCCUGGAAUUAAGGGAGAUUUUGGUGUCAAGGGAGAGAGGGGUGAGCUUGGAAUGUCGGGGCCCAGAGGAGAGGAUGGCCCCGAGGGGCCAAAGGGCCGCGUUGGACCCCCCGGUGAGAUCGGACCACUUGGUCUGGUUGGAGAGAAGGGUAAACUUGGUGUACCUGGACUUCCUGGAUAUCCUGGAAGACAAGGACCCAAGGGAUCUCUUGGAUUCCCAGGGUUCCCCGGUUCAAACGGCGAGAAGGGAACAAGGGGUCUUGGUGGCAAAUCAGGGCCGAGAGGACAAAGAGGACCAACGGGCCCCCGAGGGCAGAGAGGACCGAGGGGCUCUACUGGCAAAUCCGGAGCAAAGGGGACAUCUGGAAGCGAUGGGCCUCCUGGUCCUCUUGGAGAGAGGGGAUUGCCCGGACCUCAAGGAGCCAAUGGUUUCCCUGGACCCAAAGGACCUCCUGGGCCACCUGGAAAGGACGGGCUGCCUGGACACCCCGGGCAGAGAGGAGAAGUUGGCUUCCAAGGUAAAACGGGUCCACCUGGACCUCCUGGAGUCGUUGGACCUCAGGGUCCAUCAGGGGAGACCGGCCCUAUGGGCGAACGUGGCCACCCUGGACCCCCAGGUCCACCUGGAGAGCAGGGACUUUCUGGUCCCUCAGGCAAGGAAGGCACCAAAGGAGACCCUGGACCCUCUGGAGGCCCCGGUAAAGACGGACCCCCAGGACUGAGAGGCUUCCCUGGGGAGAGAGGACUACCUGGAACCCCUGGAGGUGGAGGACUGAAGGGAAGUGAAGGACCUGCCGGACCUCCUGGAUCCGCGGGGUCUCCUGGUGAAAGGGGACAAGCUGGUACUGCUGGACCUGUUGGACCUCCUGGCAGACCUGGCCCUCAGGGGCCUCCUGGAUCAUCUGGAGAGAAAGGAGUUCCUGGGGAAAAAGGUCCAAUCGGCCCGGCCGGCCGUGAUGGAGUGCAGGGUCCUGUGGGUCUGCCUGGCCCGGCGGGAUCACCGGGAAUAGCCGGAGAGGACGGAGACAAGGGUGAAGUUGGAGAGCACGGCCAGAAGGGGGCCAAGGGAGGAAAAGGAGAGCAUGGUCCUCCUGGCCCACCCGGGCCAAUGGGUCCUGUUGGUCAGCCCGGUCCUGCUGGUGCUGAUGGAGAGCUUGGACCAAGGGGCCAGCAGGGGCCAUUUGGAUCCAAAGGUGAUGAAGGAACCAGAGGAUUCCCAGGAGCCCCAGGACCCAUCGGAUUACAGGGAUUGCCGGGACCACCAGGUGAGAAGGGAGAGACAGGAGAUGUUGGACCUCUGGGUCCUCCAGGUCCCCCAGGACCCCGUGGCCCUGCUGGACCCAGCGGUGCAGACGGUCCUCAAGGUCCUCCUGGUGGUUUGGGUAAUCCUGGACCUAAUGGAGAGAAGGGAGAGCCUGGUGAGGGCGGACCACCUGGAAUCGUAGGGGAGCCCGGAAAGAAGGGACCUCGAGGAGAGCGCGGAGAGAAGGGAGAAGCCGGACAACCUGGAACAGCUGGAGGUGCUGGAGGACGAGGAGGACCUGGAGAUGAUGGACCCAAAGGAAACCCUGGCCCGGUUGGUUUCCCUGGUGAUCCCGGUCCCCCUGGGGAGGUUGGACCCAGAGGUCAAGAUGGUGCGAAGGGAGAGAGAGGAGAAGAUGGUGAAUCAGGAGAAUCUGGCUCCCCAGGACCAUCUGGUGAGAACGGACCUCCAGGCCCCCUAGGGAAGAGGGGCCCUGCUGGAACAAAAGGACCAGAGGGACGUCAGGGAGAGAAGGGGACGAAGGGAGACACGGGUGCUAUCGGCCCCCCAGGAAAGACCGGCCCCGUCGGCCCCCAGGGUCAACCAGGAAAACCAGGAACAGACGGCCUCAGGGGGCUCCCAGGAUCAGUGGGGGAACAAGGAUCUCCAGGACUCGCCGGACAGAAAGGACCACCUGGACCCAUCGGACCUCCUGGUUUGCUCGGUCUGCGCGGAGACCCAGGUGCCAAGGGAGAGAAGGGACAUCCUGGUCUUCUCGGUCUCCCCGGCGCCCCAGGAGAGCAGGGGGAGAAGGGAGACAGAGGUUUGCCUGGACCUCAGGGAUCCUCUGGAUCAAAGGGAGAGUCUGGGAUGUCUGGAGGCUCCGGACCCAUCGGACCUUCUGGUCCUGCUGGGCUGCCUGGUCCUCAAGGUGUCAAGGGAGCUAAGGGCUCUUCUGGUGGAGCUGGUCCAAAGGGAGAAAAAGGUGUCCAAGGACCCCCCGGAUCCCCUGGCCCACCAGGCGAGGUCAUUCAGCCUCUGCCCAUCCAGAGGAGUCCCAAGUCCAAGCGCUCCAUCGAUGCCAGCCAGCUGCUCCCUGACGCCGACAUGGCCGCGUCUGACGCCGCUGGCACCGAGUUCCUAAUGGGCACCGAAGGCAUGGAGGAGAUCUUCGGCUCGCUCAACUCCCUGAGACACGAGAUCGACACCCUGCGUUUCCCCCUCGGCACCCAGGACAGCCCGGCCCGCACCUGCCAGGACCUGCACCUGAGCCAGCCGGAGCUCAAAGACGGAGAGUACUGGAUCGACCCCAACCAGGGCUGCUCCAGAGACUCAUUCAAGGUCUUCUGUAACUUCACCAGCGGAGCAGAAACCUGCUUGUACCCCAACAGGAACAUCAACACGGUGAAGAUGAGUUCCUGGGAUGAUGAGACUCCCGGUUCCUGGUACAGCCAGUUCACUACUGGUAGUAAGUUCUCCUAUGUGGACUCUACCGGUGAGCCCGUGGGCGUGGUCCAGCUGGGCUUCCUGCGUCUCCUCAGCGUCCAGGCCCGCCAGAACCUCACGUACCACUGCCACCGCUCAGUGGCCUGGGCCGACCGCAGCGCCAAGAACGACUACAGCAGGGCGCUGCAGCUCCAGGGGGCCAACGACGAGAAGCUGAGCUACGAGACCAACCCUUACAUCAAGGCCUUGGUGGAUGGCUGCUCUUACCGUAAGGGCUUUGACCGGACAGUCCUGGAGAUCAUCACACCACAGGUGGAGCAUCUACCUCUGCUGGACGUCAAGGUGUCAGACUUUGGGGAGAGCAACCAGCAGUUUGGCUUUGAAGUGGGACCUGUCUGUUUCCAAGGCUAAAACACACACACACACACACACACAGACACACACAACCACGCAAAGAAUCUACACGUGCAGUCACUCAUGCACACACACACACUUCGAGAAACACUUAUAUACGAGAAACACACGACCAGUAAUUUGUAAAUUAACUUGUAAAUUGUAUGAAACACAAACCCACUGACACACACACACACACACACAUCUACACACACACAUGCUUUUGUGAGACAAACACUCACUCUGGAGCAUGUGUCCGGGGAAAACGACAUCCUCCCAACAAUUAAUGGACGUCAAAAAAAGUUAAAGAGGAGAGAAAUACCAAAGAAACAUGCGGAGAGGAGACCAUCGUUUGGAAGAAAAACCAGGAGCGAGUUCAUCGGAACCAAGCAGUGAUUCCUUCACCUGCAGGAAAGGGGCCGGCCCGGAAGGAGGGCUGCCGCCUACUUGAGGCCCGAACCCCCCCCUCCACCCCCCUAGUCUCUGACCCCCCCCUCAGUCAUCUCUUCUCCCCGCUGUGUCUCUCUUACUGUACCCUCUCAUAGUGCUCUACCUCCCCUCAAAGUCACCCCCCACACACUGAUUCCACUUCUUUUGAUCCAGGUGAGGAGGGGUUCACCAUGGGAAGCUUUGAACGGGCCUUUUACCUGAGACGUACACCCCAGUGGACGAGUUGUGUGAGAAUAGAACGCGCAGUGACCUGUCAGCCAUGUUGUUCCCAUUAAAUCACUCCUUUUUGGUGUCUUUGUAAGAUUCUCCGUGUGCUCACCUGCUCAGGAAGGAUGGAACACGUUCACCUGGUGUCAUGCAGCGAGGUGAACGCAGUCCAUGUGACUCCUUUUUGUAAACGCGAUGGUCUCUCCUGUCGUUGAACAGAUCAGUGAAUUUAAAAGCCAUUACUUUUCCAAACUGUGCUGAACCUGAUGUGAUUGUUCUCGCUGUCACUGGUGCUUCUUCUGCUGGGUCACUACCACGCACCGGUCCUGCGUCUGCUGGGUCACCUUCUGGGUUCCUUCAUCGUUCUUUUCCAUCUUGUGAUUGCGCAUCAUCAGGGCUUAAACAUGUAUCUGAGAGUUCCCUCCUUCUUUUUCCAUGCAGCAGUGAAUAAAACGCAUGCUUUACUGAAAGAAACUGUGUGGCAAGGUGCUAAUUAUACCAACGCAUAAAACCUAUAUCCACCCCCUCCCCCCUGAGUCCCACUCUUUAGUCUCUUUACAGGUUCAUAGAAGUAUUUUACUAGGGGAAAUGUGCAUUACAUUACAUUUGUACAGAAAUAGUGAUAUUCUAUCUUAUUUAUUUAAAACAGGGUACUUUGUGAUUGAAUAAUGCAAGGACCACCAAAUAUGCCAGUCAAAUGUGGUAUAUUUCAUUUGUAUUUAUUUCCUGUGACUGAAGGGAAGCGAGUGACUCACUGAUGGUGCUUUACAUCCAAGCUCCUCUUGUACAAGCAAACAAUGUGUGGCCAUAUCUCAUUGUAAAGUCCCCGACUGUACUGUGCUUCCUCUGUGACGAUUAAACGAGACUCUGCAGUUCUGUCACAUCUCCUUGUGGUUGCUACUGUUUGGCUUUUGGCUCUCAGGUGAAUGGGUCACUGGGCUUUGAGAUGAUUGCUGAGUCGGCCCCCGUGAUGAUCUGAGGGGGGGGGGCUGAAGGGCGUGACUCGCAUCCCUCUGCUGAGACCACGGAGAGGGAGGAGACGAGCGGUGUACAGCGUGGCUGUGAGGGAGGGGGGGAUCAGACUAGGGUUCUGCUUUUAUUUUUUAUUUUUAUUGUUUGUCCUUUUAUUUUUAUUUUUACUAUAGCAGGGAAAACGGGGGUAGCAAAGCUAAAACUAAAAAUUGAAAUUUCCGACAUUGAGAUUCUCCAAAGUGAAUGACCUCAAAUAUCUGUGUGCUUUUACUGUUGAAACCAGUUUCAACUAAAAAACAAAUAUGGUGCUGAAAGAGAAAAAAAGUAUUAUUUUAUAAUGUGUGUAAGUAUUUUUUUUAAUUGUCUCUGUAAUAUAUACUCUUUUAAAAAGAGCUGCUUGCCUCUUGGUUUUAUUUCCAAACUGAUGGGUAGUCAUCAGUAGUUCUCCUCGCUUCUCAUGAGUCCCAAACCGAAACAGACAGGACACACCGUCAUAUGUGAGGGUUAUUUACUGGUAUUGCAGCUUGUAGGAGCUGGAAGUGCUUCGUCUUACAAUUCACAUGAUGUGCCAGGUUUAAUCAUACAUAAAUUAUCGUGUUUCUGAUGGGUUCUAAUUGCCGCGCUGACGGAAAACAUGGACGGACGAGCCGGAAAAAAUGACGAAACUUCGCUGCAAGUCCCUUCAAAAUAAAAUCACAGGAUGAUUUU